GCAGAUCAUCAAGUUUCUUUCACGAAUGAAGCUUGAAGAGUUCAUUAAUUAAUAUUUGCUGUUCAGUUCCAUUGUUUAAGUUUAUAUUAAGACUGAAAGUGAAAAGAAACUUUUUGUGAGAAGACUAAAAAUAUCCACAAAUGGAUAAUGAAUCAAAAAUUAUAUUGAAAAAAUGUUCAUCACUUAACAAUCUUCAGCUUCAGAACAAUCAGCAAAUGUCAAUGAGUCCAACACCAACAGUAAACAGUCCCGUACAAAGGGAUCAUCUGUCACUUUCGCUUCUGACUCCUCGCACUCGACGAUUUUCAUGCUCAAGUAAUUCAAAUGGAGCCAGCAGUGGACUUGUGAGUCCAGGACCGCGUUUAGCACCACGAAUCUCUCAAUUAAGACAAGAAGAAUGCAUCGACAUACAAAAUCGUGAAGCAACACAUGAACGAGAAGUUCAUUCAGCGAUUUCAAUAUCUCAAAGUUAUGAGGAUCUUACGCUGGUGCUGAAUGAAAGUUGGUCGUUCAAGAACAGUGAAGAGUUCAGUAAUCCUCUUCAUGUAACUUUACCACAGACAAACGCUUGCUCGUCGCCAUCACCGACCAGUCGUCACAACGUAGUACGCUUACAAUAUGGAAUGUCACCAUCACCAACACGAAGAUCUUUCGCCACACGACGCUCGAUGUCUCCAAUUGCAAUUCGUCCCAGUCCAUUGGGAUCUGUCAAAAGAAAAUUCGAAAUGAUUGAAGAUGGAAAUUCAUGUUCAAGCUCGACUUCUACAUCUCAACCUUAUAAAAGAAUUUUCACUGAAAGUGAAUUGGCUGGUGAUAUCACAGUAAAGGAUGAGAAUGAAAAAGUUUCAUCAAACGAUGAGAUGGACGUUCUGGAGCCAGAAACAUCGCCAUCAUCAUCAUCAUCAUCAUCGUCAUCAGCUUGCAUACCAAUGACUAUUGAUAAGGAAAAUCUGUAG
Molecule: messenger RNA, 956 nt
Organism: Clunio marinus
Lineage: Eukaryota; Metazoa; Arthropoda; Insecta; Diptera; Chironomidae
Source: the annotation of a GenBank genome assembly